AUGGCACUUGAAAUUGAAGGCGAUGGCUUCUACUCUCUACUUGAAGCUCCUGUGCUUGCUCCAUCCAUGGCUAUGGAAUUGGACACUGAUGAGUCUUCUAUAAGCUCCCUCUUACAGCACCCUUCAGUUAUAGUGCUGAACAUUUGGGGAAAAGAAAGAACUGUCGGCACUGGAGCUAUAAAAAGGAACUAUGCUUGUACAAACCUAGCAAAUAACAUGCACAAUGAAAAGGUGUUAUCGAUUGCAACUUUUGAUGGAAAAGCAAUGUACAAGGAAAUCAUUAAAGCAACCCAAGGUUUUGAUGCUAUGUUUUGCAUUGGGAAGGGAGGACAAGUGAAUCUACCAUCAGGAAACAUAGUGGCAGUGAAGAAACUCCAACCCUUGGGUGAUGGUGAGAUCACACAACAAAAAGAGUUCUUCAAUGAGAUAAGGUACCUUGAAAAGGGAAGCUUGGUAGUAGUUUUGACCAAUGAUGAAGAAGCUAAAGAUUUGGAUUGGAAUAAGAGGGUGAAUAUCAUUGAAGGUGUGGCUCACGUUUUGUCUUACAUGCACCAUGAUUGCUCACCACCAAUUGUUCAUAGGGACAUAUCAAGCAAAACUAUUUUGUUGGACUCUCAAUAUGAGGCUCACGUAUUAGACUUUGGCAUAGCUAAGCUUCCUAGUCAAGACUCAUCCAAUUGGACUUCACUUGCAAGCACAUAUGGAUAUGUUGCACUAGAGCUUGCUUAUACAAUGAAGAUAACUGAGAAAUGUGAUGUUUAUAGUUUUGGAGUUUUGGCUAUAGAAGUGAUCAAAAGAAGACAUCCUGGUGAAAUGAUCCCCAUUCUAUCUGCUUCAAUUGUGGGGGAGAAUUUGUUUUUGAAAGAUUUGUUAGACAUGCACCUUCCACCUCCCACACUUCAGGUUCAGAGUCAGCUGAUAGUCAUCAUAAAGCUGGCAAUUGCAUGCUUGUAUUCUAAUCCAUAA
Quercus robur (English oak) is the source of this 966-nucleotide messenger RNA. Its product is annotated as MDIS1-interacting receptor like kinase 2-like. Gene Ontology annotation, molecular function: ATP binding; protein kinase activity. The coding region runs from base 1 to 966 and encodes 321 amino acids. Gene Ontology annotation, biological process: protein phosphorylation. NCBI's taxonomy places the organism in Eukaryota, Viridiplantae, Streptophyta, Magnoliopsida, Fagales, Fagaceae. The record is from RefSeq and is a predicted model, not a curated record. The transcript has 4 exons.